AUGGCUGCAUCUAACGAGCCAUUUUACAUCCGCUACUACUCGGGGCAUCAAGGUCGACACGGACAUGAAUUUCUUGAAUUCGACUUCCGAGUAUUAGGGGAUGGGAGAAGCGCCUCUGCUCGUUAUGCCAACAACUCCAACUACCGCAAUGAUUCCCUCAUCCGAAAAGAGAUGUGUGUCAGCUCUCUCCUUGUCGACGAGAUCAAGCGCAUUAUCAAGACAAGUGAAAUCAUGAAGGAAGAUGAUAAGAAUUGGCCGCAGAAAAAUAAGGAUGGGCGACAAGAGUUGGAGAUACGCCUUGGAGGCGAGCAUAUAUCAUUUGAGACGGCCAAGAUCGGGUCUCUCGUCGACGUUACCGAAUCGCAAGACCCCGAGGGUCUCCGUGUCUUCUACUACCUGGUCCAAGAUUUGAAAGCCUUAGUCUUCUCCCUGAUCGCUCUGCAUUUCAAGAUUAAGCCGAUAUGA
Messenger RNA from Venustampulla echinocandica, 465 nucleotides. RefSeq names its product putative mago nashi protein. The transcript is spliced from 6 exons. The coding region runs from base 1 to 465 and encodes 154 amino acids. Lineage: Eukaryota; Fungi; Ascomycota; Leotiomycetes; Helotiales; Pleuroascaceae. Gene Ontology annotation, cellular component: nucleus; exon-exon junction complex. The record is from RefSeq and is a predicted model, not a curated record. Gene Ontology annotation, biological process: RNA splicing.